UCUGCACAUCAGUAUGGUCACCAGACUGAAACAACCAACCACCUCCUCCCACAACCCCCAGAUGAUCGUUUUCAGAAGAAGAAUCGAGACGGGUAGUCGCGGAGAUGGAGCAAAGGAGACAUCGGAUGAUGAAAGUGUUUCCAAGUCACCAUGAUAUGCACAAAACCGAUAUACACCAUCAUUAUCAACAUCUAUCUCCUCGUAGAAAAAGAACCCUGUCCAGGAUACUGGCAAAAGUCUCUGACUCAACGGAGAGCAAGGAAAGAAGAGGAACAAAAAAAGAUUCCAUGUUGCAUACCACGAUAUAUACCACCAAAUCCAUCCAUACAUUUCUCCAGGAAGGAGGCCGCAGAGUCGAAUAACAAGAUCACCACAACGAAAACCUACACACAUAAACAAGCCAAACUUCCUUCCUUGAUUCCAAACAACACCCCCGCAACGCACCCCCCAACAACCCCCUGGUCCACACGCCUGCGCACCCACAUCUUCUCCCUCCCCUCGCAAACCGCCGACCACGAGCCGCGCUUCCGAAACAACGCCUGGCGCGACGUCUUUACAUCGCAAGUCUCUACCACCCCUCUCACCGCCGCGCUCGUGGGCAACGACAACUCGCUCUUCACGCUACCGUUGGGCGAGAAAAGUGUACAGUGGGAUGUGUGGUUGAGUGAGGACCGGCUUUGGGAGAGGGUGUGCACGUUGGGGCAUUUUAGGGGAUUGGAUAGUGGUGCUUUGGAGACCUCCCACACCAUCUUCAAAGACAUCAUGAGCGCGCCCGAUGCGGGCGUCGAGCGCGACGAGCAAGGUAGGAUUAAAGUCCACGGAUUCACCAUUGUGGUUUGGACGGAGAAGAUUCCCGAGGUUGCGGCUGUUGCUUGAAGAUGCGCGAGUUGAGCGAGCGAACGUGGGCAGAGUUGGCUCGGCGGGUAUAAAAAAAGGGCACGAGGCAGAAAGCCAGGGUGCGAGGAAAAGAAGAGGAUGUUGUGUAUACACCACGAAUACAAGAGACGAAAAGGAAGAAGAAGAAGAAGAAGAAGAUAAGAUGGAAAAAGGGAGGUAUAUAGUAGGAGACGAGAUAGAAAUAGUAUAGAUUGGGUAUGGGAAAAGCCGUACUUAACAUACACGCACACACACACACGUAUCCCUUGCGUCUACUUAAUUCUACAUCUCUAAAAUUCCAUUUUGAAUUUCUUGGUCAUCGCUCGUUAUUUUUUUUUCUAGGGUCUAUUCAUCGUUGUAAACCCCUGGCUACAUAUAUGUAUGUAUAGCAUUACCCAAACACCAAUUCGAAAAAAUCAAUACACGCUCCAACAUUUCCUUGCAUUCUUCGCAAAAGGGAAGAAAGAAAGAUAAUACAAUACAAGAAUCUGCCUUCCCGGACACAACAAUACAUUGGUGAGCGGGGUUUGCUUGAUUGUAUAACAACAAUUGUCUCGAAACUUGAAAGUAUCCUGCACAAAAAAAAAUCAAAAAAAAUCAAAAAAAUC
Messenger RNA from Periconia digitata, 1484 nucleotides. NCBI's taxonomy places the organism in Eukaryota, Fungi, Ascomycota, Dothideomycetes, Pleosporales, Periconiaceae. The record is from the annotation of a GenBank genome assembly.